GAGGCGCUCCCAUCUUUUCCCACCGUCUCUACAGCUGUGGCCUGAGAACGGGCAAAAAUAAUUACACUCCAAGCCACUGGGAUAGGAAUUAGACAGAAUUUGUAUUUAGUAGUUUUUUUUAAAAACACCCAAGCAGACCUAAAAACCAUUCAGAAUGACCGACUCCAAGUACUUCACCACAAACAAGAAAGGAGAGAUAUUCGAGCUGAAAGCUGAGCUGAACAAUGAGAAAAAAGAGAAGAGGAAGGAAGCGGUGAAAAAGGUCAUCGCUGCCAUGACCGUAGGCAAGGACGUGAGCUCCUUGUUUCCAGAUGUGGUAAACUGCAUGCAGACUGAUAACCUGGAGCUGAAGAAGCUGGUGUAUCUGUACCUGAUGAACUACGCCAAGAGUCAACCUGACAUGGCCAUCAUGGCUGUCAACAGUUUUGUGAAGGAUUGUGAAGACCCUAACCCUCUUAUCCGUGCCCUGGCCGUGCGCACUAUGGGCUGCAUUCGCGUGGACAAGAUCACAGAGUACCUAUGCGAGCCUCUGAGGAAGUGCCUGAAGGACGAGGACCCGUACGUGAGGAAGACGGCAGCCGUGUGCGUGGCCAAGCUGCACGACAUCAACGCGCAGAUGGUGGAGGAUCAGGGCUUUCUGGAUUCCCUCAGGGACCUGAUCGCUGACUCCAACCCUAUGGUUGUGGCUAAUGCUGUGGCAGCUCUGUCUGAGAUCAGCGAGUCUCACCCCAACAGCAAUCUGCUGGAUCUCAACCCUCAGAACAUCAACAAGCUGCUCACAGCCCUGAACGAGUGCACCGAGUGGGGUCAGAUCUUCAUCCUGGACUGCUUGUCCAACUACAACCCCAAAGACGAACGGGAAGCCCAGAGCAUCUGCGAGCGUGUGACCCCACGUCUCUCGCACGCCAACUCGGCCGUCGUGCUGUCAGCCGUCAAGGUCCUGAUGAAGUUCCUGGAGCUGCUGCCGAAGGACUCGGAUUAUUACAACACGCUGCUGAAGAAGCUCUCUCCUCCUCUAGUGACGCUGCUCUCCGGCGAGCCCGAGGUCCAGUACGUGGCCCUCAGGAACAUCAACCUCAUUGUGCAGAAGAGGCCUGAGAUCCUGAAGCAGGAGAUCAAAGUGUUCUUUGUCAAGUACAAUGAUCCCAUCUACGUCAAGCUGGAGAAACUGGACAUCAUGAUCCGACUGGCCUCCCAGGCCAACAUCGCCCAGGUACUGGCUGAGCUGAAGGAGUACGCCACCGAGGUGGAUGUGGACUUCGUGCGUAAGGCGGUCCGCGCCAUCGGGCGCUGCGCUAUAAAAGUGGAGCAAUCAGCUGAGCGCUGUGUGAGCACCCUCCUGGACCUCAUCCAGACAAAAGUGAACUACGUCGUGCAGGAGGCCAUUGUGGUGAUCCGGGACAUCUUCCGCAAAUACCCCAACAAGUAUGAGAGCAUCAUUGCCACGCUGUGCGAGAACCUGGACUCUCUUGACGAGCCGGACGCACGCGCCGCCAUGAUUUGGAUUGUGGGCGAAUACGCAGAGAGAAUCGACAACGCUGACGAACUUCUGGAGAGCUUCCUCGAGGGCUUCCACGACGAAAGCACUCAGGUUCAGCUCACCCUGCUGACAGCCAUAGUGAAGCUGUUCCUGAAGAAGCCUUCAGAGACACAGGAGUUGGUGCAGCAAGUUCUCAGCCUGGCCACUCAGGACUCCGAUAACCCUGACCUGCGGGAUCGUGGCUACAUCUACUGGCGUCUGCUGUCCACUGACCCGGUGACGGCCAAAGAGGUGGUGCUGUCCGAGAAGCCGCUGAUCUCCGAGGAGACGGACCUGAUCGAGCCAACGCUGCUGGACGAGCUCAUUUGCCACAUCGGCUCGCUGGCCUCCGUCUACCACAAGCCACCUAACGCUUUCGUGGAGGGCAGUCACGGCGUACACCGCAAGCACCUGCCCAUCCAGCACGGCAGCAUCGACACUGGCGAGAGCCCAGUUAGCGGUGGCCCGGCUUCCGCUAUCGACCAGCCCCAGGUUAUUCCGUCUCAAGGUGACCUCCUGGGCGACCUUCUCAAUCUCGACCUGGGUCCUCCUGUCAACGUGCCACAGGUCUCGUCCAUGCAGAUGGGAGCCGUAGACCUUCUAGGAGGCGGUCUUGACAGUCUGCUCGGAGGCGACCUUGGAGGAGGUGUUGGAGGCAGUCCUGCCGUUGGCCAGAACUUCAUUCCAUCUUCAGUGCCCAACACAUUUGCUCCUUCUCCUACUCCAGCGCCCAUCAGCAGCGGCCUAAAUGACCUGUUUGAACUUUCCACAAGCAUGGCCAUCAAUACUGGGGGUUACAUCGCACCUAAAGCUGUGUGGUUACCAGCAGUCAAGGCGAAAGGGUUGGAAAUUUCCGGAACGUUCUCCCGCCGUCAAGGCCAUAUGUACAUGGACAUGUCUUUUACCAACAAAGCCCUGCAGCACAUGACUGACUUUGCCAUCCAGUUUAAUAAGAACAGUUUCGGAGUGAUACCUACCACGCCUUUACCCGUUCACACGCCUCUAAUGCCCAACCAAAACAUCGACAUCUCCCUGCCUCUGAACACCAUCGGACCCGUUAUGAAGAUGGACCCUCUCAACAACCUCCAGGUGGCUGUGAAAAACAACAUCGACGUCUUCUACUUCAGCGUGCUCAUUCCGCUCAACGUCUUCUUCGUCGAGGACGGCAAAAUGGAGCGUCAGGUCUUCUUAGCCACAUGGAAAGACAUUCCUAAUGAGAAUGAGCUGCAGUACCAAAUCAAGGAGUGCCACUUAAAUGCCGACACCGUGUCAGGCAAGCUGCAGAAUAACAACAUCUACACCAUCGCCAAGCGGAACGUGGAGGGCCAGGACAUGCUCUAUCAGUCGCUGAAACUCACUAACGGCAUCUGGAUUCUCGCCGAGCUCCGCAUCCAACCUGGCAACCCCAACUACACGCUCUCUCUGAAGUGCAGAGCUCCAGAGGUGUCUCAGUACGUGUACCAGAUGUAUGACGCCGUGCUGAAGAACUGAAGAUCUAAAUCUCUCCAUAAGCAGUCUUUUUUUUUUUUUUUUCCUCCUCCUAUCAUUCCUGUGGUACAAGAACAAACUACACCUCUUCCCAUUUCUCUUUUCUAGGAUCUGUACUGUUCCCCUGCUCUGUAUCGUGUCCUGGUAGCAACCAUAUGCUUUAGCCAAAAUGUCUGUGUUGUGGAUAAAAGUUGUAGGUGGUGCAUCGUGCCUCGCGGGUAAUGUUUAUUAUACGCUUACUAUUAUAAAAAUGUCCAUGAAUGGAGUGACUUUUUUUUCUUUCUUUCUUUCUUUCUUUUUUUUUUUUUUCCUUGCAUACACUUGGACAUGUCUUGUAUUUGCCAUGCUUGAUUUAUUUCACUCAGCAAAAAUGAUUCAAUGAGUCAGGUGGUUUUUCAGUGCAAUUUCAGUUUCACAUUCUCAGGCCAAAUCAGUGCCACAUGAAUAGGUUUUUUGAGCCAGGGUGGCCUCGAUGUCUUCAGCAUAAGGCAGAUUAGAUGAGGGUUCUGAUACACGUCUUAUUAUAGUCACCAGUUCAAAACCACUAUUCCGUAGCUCAGUGGGGUAUUUCAUUGUGCUUCUGGGGUAAUUAAUCAUUUUGCCUUUAGUAACCAAAAAAAAACAAACCCCACCUGAAAUAGUACCUUGUUGCUUGUAUGGAUGUGAAAUAUGCUUCGCAUGCCGUAACUUGUUCCCCUUAAAAGCGCGCACAUGAAUACAUAAGCUAAUAUUGUGUAUACUGUUUAGUCUCAAUUACACUCCAUAUUAUGACUACUGCCAUAAAGCAACUCGCAGUCAAUGUUAAGUAUACAGAUAUUAUUUGGGCGACUUUCAUAUUCUUCAUUCCUGGACUGAAGGCAGUCAGAUUUAGCCCAUUUUCUCGUCCUAUAGAUGUAUGGUUCUGUGCAGUGAUCGUGUACUGUGAUUUUAUCUAAAUUAUCGCACUUAUGGUUAUUAGAAAUUGCGCAUCCACUAACGGUGUACGUGCUAGAGCCUGAACGUCUUGGCAUUUUUGUAGCGCUUUACAAUAAUCAUUUAAAGGAGCGGUGCUGUCAUUUGUAUGUUGUUGUAAUAAGGGUAACUGUCGACGUGUCCCAUGGAAGCAUCGCUCUAACGAAACUCCUAGUCAUUAUAACGCGCAUGAGUGAGUAAUCGUCGUAGGAAAAGUAGCUCAAUCCCGUUUGUUGUGGGGAAAUUUCUUUUGUCUAGAUGUUGAAACGGAAGGCAGUCUUCCUGUCCACUGUAUUUAGAGGCCACCACAGCUAACACUUCCUCAGUCAUUCCAUCCUCGUUAGUCAUUCCUCGCCUUCACACCUGUUACCAUUUUUUUGCUUCAUGUAUUUUCGUUUUUGAAUAAAUCGAAUAAAUAAAUAAUGUCCCUGA
Ictalurus punctatus (channel catfish) is the source of this 4390-nucleotide messenger RNA. RefSeq names its product adaptor related protein complex 2 subunit beta 1 (gene ap2b1). Gene Ontology annotation, biological process: intracellular protein transport; vesicle-mediated transport. The transcript is spliced from 22 exons. The coding region runs from base 155 to 3010 and encodes 951 amino acids. Gene Ontology annotation, molecular function: clathrin binding. The record is from RefSeq and is a predicted model, not a curated record. NCBI's taxonomy places the organism in Eukaryota, Metazoa, Chordata, Actinopteri, Siluriformes, Ictaluridae. Gene Ontology annotation, cellular component: clathrin adaptor complex; membrane coat.